AAGGAUCAGCGCGGCGAGAGGAAAGGCGAUAAGCGGAGCAUCAGUGUGUGCAUGGCAUUGUUCUCCGGGACAGACACGCACCAGGUCUUCAGCGCGGCUCGUGCGCAGCGGGAUUUGGGGGCCCGGGACGGCGGAGACGCGCCUUCCUCUCGUGCGCCUCGGAGCGACGCACCGCGCGUCACAGACGUCAGAUUUGUCCAGGAGGGCUGUGUUUACACAGGAGCCGUCCGGAGCCACGUUUUCAGCCAGAGCCCUCGGUGUGGGACGGUGCAGCAGCUCGGGGUUGUCGGUUUAACUCCCAGGGCCAAUGCAAAGUGUGGAUCAGUGCAGGAAAACAAGCCCCGAUGCAAAGAAACCCGAGACAGUCGGAUACAUUUUUUUUCUUGUUAAAGAAAAUAUCCAGAGGAGAGCACAUGUCGAGCAUGAUGCCAGUCGCUUCCUUGAGUCAACUUUAGUGGAUGUCGACAUGGAAAGUGUUGCAAACUAAUCAGAAAGUGCGCGUGGCCGCGGUUUGCAGGGAAUGCCGCUCUGGUGAUCUAUUUGUGAACUAGUUUGUACCCGGUUGCUCUCAGCCGCGCGUGGGCUCGAAGCCAGGCGCGCCGCCAUGGAGGGGAAGGAGGAGAAGGAGAAGCUGGACAGGAGGUUCUCCCUGACCUACAUCGGCUGGUCCAGCCUGGACAGGCGCACCACGCUGCCCAUGCUGCCCUGGCUGGUGGCCGAGAUCCGCCGCCGGAGCGAGAGGGGCGACUGCGGCCCCGUCAUGCAGCCGCGGGACGUCCAGCUGGUCCUCUGCCCCCCGUUCGUGCGCUGCGUCCCCUCCGGCAGCAGCAACCCGUCGGUCUUCAUCUUCGAGCACAAGGCGCAGCUCAUCUCUCGCUUCAUCCACAACAGCAGCGAGCUCUGCUACUUCGCCUAUCUGCUGCGCGGCCAGCCGGACAACCCCGAGUCCGAGAUGUCCUGUCACGUCUUCAGGACCUGCGACCCCAGCCAGGUCCCUGAGGUGAUCACCAGCAUUCGCCAAUUGUCUAAGUCGGCCCUGAAGGAAGACGCGAAGCCCAAACAGGAAGCCGACGAGGCCUUCUACAACUCACAGAAGUUUGAAGUGCUUUACUGCGGAAAGGUGACAGUCGGCCACAAAAAGGCUCCCUCCACCCUCAUCGACGACUGCAUCGACAAGUUUCGGCAGCAUGAGAUCGAGCGCAAGCGCCUGCGGCUGCUGAACGGCCAGCGGGGGUCCACGGAGAGCGCCCCGGUCGAGUUCCUCAUGGGAGCAGAAGGCGACCCUCUUUCCUCCGCCCUCAGUGAGAAAGCAGAAGACCCAGAAGCCCCUGGAGCGGAGGACAUGACUGCAGGAGGUGCUGUGCCGGGUUCGGGUCCAGGUCCAGGUCCAGGUCCAGGCCUCUCCAGCACCGGCAGCCAGAGCAGCCUGCGAGGAUCAUUCCCAGAAUGCAUCCUGGAGGACUCCGGCUUCGAGGAGCCGCAGGAGUUCCGUACCCGCUGCAGCAGCCUGGCAGGCAGUCUGCAGAGGAAGCCGGGCGAAGGGGUCCUCAUGGGCCCCCAGCGCCGCCGCCACGCCAGCGCCCCCAACAACGUGCAGCCGUCCGACGCUGACAAGAACCGCACCAUGCUCUUCCAGGUUGGUCGUUUUGAAAUAAACCUCAUCAGUCCAGACACCAAGACAGUGGUGCUGGAGAAGAACUUCAAAGACAUCUCAUCCUGCUGCCAGGGAAUCAAACAGACGGAUCAUUUUGGGUUCAUCUGUCGGCACCCGGCGGAGUCCGGUCCCAGUCAGUAUGUGUGCUACGUCUUUCAGUGCGCCAGUGAAUCCCUGGUGGACGAGGUGAUGCUGACCCUGAAGCAGGCCUUCACCACCGCCGCCGCCCUGCAGAGCAGCAAGACCCAGAUCCAGCUGUGUGAGGCCUGCCCCAUGCACGACCUGCACAAGCUCUGCGAGAGGAUUGAAGGUCUCUACCCCCCCAGAGCAAAGCUGGCCAUCCAGAAAUAUCUGUCCCAGCUGAACGACAAUGAGCAGGUCGAGGUUUUUGAGCGGGUUCAGAGGCUGAAGCCCGGAUCAGACCAAGAAGAGAACGAGCUGGUGAUCCUUCAGCUGAGGCAGCUCUGUGAGAGCAAACAGAAAACCCACCUCCACAUCGGAGAGAGCCCUCAGAGCGCAGCUAACAGCUCGGCGGCGGGAGACGGCGCCGCCGCCACCAGCAGCCGCUUCAAACUUGAUAUUCUGAAGAAUAAAGCGCGCACGUCCCUCACCAGCUCCCUGGAAAACAUCUUCGCAAGGGGUGCCAGCCGGAUGCGGGGCCGCCUGGGAAGCAUGGGAAGCAUCAGCAGCUUCGACAGACAGGACGAGGAGUCCCCCGGCCACUCUCCUCCCGGCUCUCCUCCCGCCUUCCCCGACGAUGACCUGGAGGGCGGGCCGCAGUUCCGCCGGCGCGCCCACACCUUCAGCCACCCGCCGGUGAAGAAGCGCAUCUCCUUCGAGGGCCAGCCGGCCAAUCAGAUCCGACAGGCUCCUCUCCGCAGGCAGCAGUCCGUCAACCAGGAGCUCCUGCACAACAGUCCCGCGGCGGUGUCGAGAACGCGCAGCGUCUCGGAGAGCGAGUCCUCCUUCGGCCUCCCCUCCGCCUUCUCUGCCCCCACUUUCCUGAAAAGCUUUUACCAGGGCUCCCUGGGCUCCCUGGGCUCCCUGGCAGACAGUGGGAGCCUCAAGAGCAAUGGGGAGGGCAGGAAGAGGACCCUCUCUGGUUGCAGCAGCGACUCGCUGAGCGGCGGCCUCCCUCUGACCCCGCGCAGGGUCUCCUGGAGACAGAAGAUCUUCCUGAGGGUCGCGUCGCCCAUGAACAAGCCAUCUGCCUCCAUGCAGCAGACAGAUCACUGUGACGUCGGGGAGCUGCUGCCCCUUUCCCCCCGUGCCUUGAACUCGAACGUGGACAGCUUGGGGCGUCUGCUGCCCCGGGCGGGCGACCCGGCGUCCGGGGAGCGACCCAAGCGGACGGGGGCCGAGUACCGCGCCCUGUGGAGGACCGCCAUCCACCAGCAGAUCCUGCUGCUGCGCAUGGAAAAGGAGAACCAGCGGCUGGAGGAAGCGAGCAGGGAUGAGCUGCACAUUCGCAAGAUGAAGCUCAACUACCAGGAAGUGAGCCAGUGCUCCAAAGAGGCGCAGGCAUUGUGGGAGAAGAAGCUGACGGCCCCGGGCAGGACCACCGUCCCACAAGACAUGGAGAACAUGUACCGAGCGCUCUGCCAAGGACUUCCAAAGAACCGGCGCGGGGAGGUCUGGUUGCUGCUUUCCCAUCAGCACCGGCUGCGACACCGGCUCCCCCAGCGGCAGCAGGCGCCCGACACCGCCUACUACGACCUGCUGAAGCAACUGACCGCGCAGCAGCACGCCAUCCUGGUGGAUUUAGGCCGGACCUUCCCCACACAUCAGUACUUCUCGGCCCAGCUGGGCGCCGGGCAGCUGUCCCUCUACAACCUGCUGAAGGCCUACUCUCUGCUGGACACGGAGGUGGGCUACUGCCAGGGAAUCAGCUUCGUGGCCGGGGUGCUGCUGCUGCACAUGAGCGAGGAGCAGGCGUUCGACAUGCUGAAGUUCCUGAUGUACGACCUGGGCAUCAGGCGGCAGUACCGGCCCGACAUGGUGUCCCUGCAGAUUCAGAUGUACCAGCUCUCCCGGCUGCUGCACGACUACCACAGAGAUUUGUACAAUCACUUCGAGGAGCACGAGAUCUGCCCCAGCCUCUACGCCGCGCCGUGGUUCCUCACGCUCUUCGCCUCGCAAUUCCCCCUCGGCUUCGUGUCCCGCAUCUUCGACUUCGUCUUCGUCCAGGGCCUGGAGGUGAUCUUUAAAGUGGCGCUGUGUUUGCUGAGCAGCCAUGAGGGGGAGAUAGUGGAGUGUGACAGCUUCGAGAGCAUCGUGGACUAUCUGAAAACCACGCUGCCCGCUCUCACUCAGGCACAGAUGGAGCAGACCAUCGCAAAGGUCAUGGAGAUGGACAUAUCCAAGCAGCUGCACGCCUACGAGGUGGAGUACCACGUCCUGCAGGACGAGAUGUUCGAGGCCGGACCGCCGCCCGAUGACUCGGACCGCCUGGACAAGCUGGAGAAGACCAACACGCAGCUGAAGAAGCAGAACAUGGACCUGCUAGAGAAGCUGCAGGCCGCCCGGCAGAAGAUCCAGUCGCUGGAGACCAGCGUGGAGAACUUCCUUUCUCGGGAGAGCAAAAUGAAGCACGUGAUCCGCUCUCUGGAGCAGGAGCGAGCCGCUCACCAGAAGACCAUCGAACGCAUGCGCUCGUGCCUCCCCCCCGACACCCUGACAGAUGUGGAGAUGACCCAGAUCAAAACAGGACCCAACGGGAAAGCCAAACCCGCAGCCAAGAAGCCCUGACGGGAACCAGGGGCCGGCUGCUGUGGGCGGACGGACGGACGGACGGACGGACGGCGGACCGGGCGAGUGCGGCGCUCUUCCUGGAAGGACGCACGGCUCCGGUGUGUCGCUCUGUGAAUGUGUGAUGUCUGGACUGGAGACUGUAUGGUGAACGAGGGGGGGGAGGACGGGUUCAGUGGGAUCAGCUGACUGACGGUUUCCGUCCUGCCGUCUGUCUGCUUCACUGAGAUCAAGAUGCACUCCGUUCUGCACUUCUCAGAUCUUUUGAGUAAUCAUGGGGGGGUUUAUAGAUCGGUGGAGGUGGGAGCUUUGUCCGCCUCUGUGGGUUUUUAUCAGCACUGCCUUUAAGUGUUUACUUCCAGUCUCUGUAGCGUCACAGCAACAGUGAGCAGAAGGUGCCUGCUGGCGAAUCCUCGUCUGGACCUCAGGGUCGACUCAUAGCCAUGACCAGUGGGUUGAAGCUGGGGGGGGGGCGGCAACGCUCUCUCCCGUCUCCCAGCGUCCGUCUGCGAUGGAAACGUUGGCCUCGGGCUCUUUACUCGGCUUUGUAAUUUCCUUUGAUUCACUUGAAUAUUUUUGUGAAUGUAACCUCACUCCAAAGAUCAUCCGGGCUCCGGUUUGCGCCCGGCCACUGCCUGCCACGCUCAGCGCUCUCUGCCACUGCCUUUACAUGAGGGAUGUUUAUUUCUCGCACUUGUUGCUUUAAAGGAGGAAGUGUUUUUUUUUUUUUUCUUUGCGAAGCUGAGGCGGGAUGUGAGGCUGUCUGCCUUUUCAGCUUCCUGUGUGACUGACCGCCGUGUCGCCUUGUUUCAGCAUCAUGUUCAGACACCGAGGCGGAGAUCACGCCCCCCAGGAGGCCCCAGUGACACACUCAGGUGGAGGAGUGAUCUGAAUGUACAUUACACGCUUCCUCUCUGUGGGAGGUUCUUCUUGUCAGCCUCAGAUUCGACAAAGCGAGCAAUAUCCUUCCUUUUCUGUAAUUUGUGAGCAUAAGCAGCUCCUGUUGUUUGAUUUCAGGAUUUCAACACGUCCAAGUUUCCCCUGAUACUGGCUGAUACAGUACAUCCAGACACACACUGCAGUGAACUGGCUGUCUGUGGACAGACACUUUAUAUGAGUUCAAAGACUGUCCCUGGCUCCCUACUCAGUUUUGUUUUAUCCCACCUACCAUGUCUGACUCACCGCCACCAGUUCUGAUUGAAAGCAAAACACUCCUGGGCCUGACUUGACUUGCACAGAACACCCUUACAUUAACACCAAGGUGAUGUCUAUCAUGAGGAAAGUGUCUGUCAGCCUCCCCGUCCUUGGUGACAAGUUGCGAUGACACACUGAUGCCUGUCUCAGAGUGGAGUUUCUUUUAACGCUCAAACUUCACGGGUGGACACAAAGCAACGUCUUCAUGUUUAUCAGUCCUCUGCAGCUGUAAUUCAAGUUACUGAUGCAAACAGGGUUUAAUGGGUUGAUGAAUGCAGCCGCUCUCUUUCAGGGUGAAACGCUCCAGUGCUGUAUUUGUCAAAGUUUCACAUGUGAGCAGCAGGGAUCCUCUCAACAGUCCAGCAAUGACACAUAUCAGAGACGUCCGCGUUGAAGAUCCUGACUGAUCGAUCGCGGUCCUGCACAGCUUGAGCGCGUCUCUCGUUGGCCUGGACUUUGCUCAGCCACAGUGUUUUUGCAUCUUGGAAACGGACCGUAAAACCAAAGAUGCUUGAGUUCCCCAAAUGACAAAAGGAGCAAAUUCAAUCAUAAUACAGUGGUGUGUUUGAAAAGCGACAACCUUUUCUAGUCACAGCUGGUUUUUACUGACAUGGCUUGAACAGACACCAAAUACUGUUAGUGAAACUCGACAGGGAAUCAAUAGACUGUUUUUUUUUUUAUUGUCACGCAGUGUUUUCGUUUUUUUGUGCCAAAAAUGUUGCGAUGGCCUUUACUGUCCAUUGGUUCGGUUCACGAAACCGCUUUACUUCAGUAUCCAACCCAGAGCGCGUGGACGUCAGAGAAGGACGUGCCCGGUCCUCCAGGUGCUUCUGCCGACCGCCAUGUGCUCGAAUCACUGUGUUUAAUGUGGACUGUCAACACGAGGGCUACGCUGAGGCAAAGAAACUGCUCUGAAUUCUUCAAUAAACCUCACCUGGCCUUGUU
Molecule: messenger RNA, 6541 nt
Organism: Salarias fasciatus (jewelled blenny)
Lineage: Eukaryota; Metazoa; Chordata; Actinopteri; Blenniiformes; Blenniidae
Gene: tbc1d4
Product: TBC1 domain family, member 4
Exons: 24
Coding region: 605-4402 (1265 amino acids)
Source: RefSeq, a predicted model, not a curated record